CUGUACGUCUGAUCCACGCAUCAUCAAUUCGCUGGACGUACCACGACUCAUUGCGCCCAAUCUCACGCCCGUUGCCCCAUCGCCAAGCCUUCCUCGGCGUUAUCGCCGUCGCCGUCGUCUCGCCGGCGUCGGCCGCUGGGAGGAGAUGGCGUCGUCGCUGGACGCGCCCAACCUCGACGAUUACCUCACCGCGGACUCGCUCCCGCAGGAACCCCCGAGGAGUCUCACCCUGCGCGAUCUGCUGGACAUCUCGCCAGUGCUCACCGAGGCCGCGGGCGCCAUCGUCGAUGAUUCAUUCACACGUUGCUUUAAGUCAAAUUCUCCGGAGCCAUGGAACUGGAACAUCUAUUUGUUCCCAUUAUGGUGCUUGGGAGCAGUCAUAAGAUAUGGACUACUGUUUCCGCUAAGGUUCUUAACACUUAUACUAGGAUGGAUGGCCUUCUUUACUGCCUUUUUUCCUGUGCGUUUCCUAAUGAACGGGAAAAAUAGGCUAAAAAGUAAAAUAGAGAGAAAGCUGGUUGAAAUGAUGUGCAGUGUUUUUGUUGCUUCUUGGACUGGAGUGAUCAAGUACCAUGGACCACGCCCAAGCUCACGCCCUUAUCAGGUAUUUGUUGCAAACCAUACAUCGAUGAUAGAUUUUAUUAUUCUGGAGCAGAUGACAGCAUUUGCUGUCAUCAUGCAAAAGCAUCCUGGAUGGGUUGGAUUUAUUCAGAAGACUAUUCUGGAAAGUGUGGGUUGCAUCUGGUUUAACCGUAAUGAUCUCAAGGAUCGUGAAGUAGUUGGAAGAAAGUUACGUGAUCAUGUUCAGCAUCCAGACAACAAUCCUCUCUUGAUUUUCCCAGAAGGAACUUGUGUUAAUAAUCAGUACACUGUGAUGUUCAAGAAGGGUGCUUUUGAGCUUGGCUGUGCUGUAUGUCCAAUAGCUAUCAAAUAUAAUAAAAUAUUUGUUGACGCCUUCUGGAAUAGUAAGAAGCAAUCUUUUACAAUGCAUUUGGUUCGUCUUAUGACAUCAUGGGCUGUUGUUUGUGAUGUUUGGUUCUUGGAACCUCAGUAUCUCAGGGAAGGGGAGACAGCGAUAGAAUUUACUGAAAGAGUGAGGGAUAUGAUAGCUGCUCGGGCUGGUCUUAAGAAGGUUCCAUGGGAUGGCUAUCUGAAACAUAACCGCCCUAGCCCCAAACAUACCGAGGAAAAGCAGCGCAUGUUUGCUGAAUCUGUGCUGAGGAGACUAGAGGAAAACUAAAUAGCUAUCAAUCAACUCAGGCUCUCCUGUUUGACAGAAUCAGUAGCAUGUGCUUGGCAAGAAAGAACUAUUGAAUCAACCUUGCUAUACAUACGACACUGCUUGUCCGAUUUGUGUACGACGCAUUAGAUCAAGCCGUUGAUGCGCUGAACAAAACUGCAGUGGACAUCAGAUUUUGCGUGGUACACAAAUUGAACCAUGAAGCAUUGUACGCAUAGUGGUUCCGCUAUUGAAUGGAUGCGUGCCUAUAGAUCUUUUAAUAUCUUAUGAUUGGUUAGUGUUAACACGUAA
This is a messenger RNA of Triticum aestivum (bread wheat), 1531 nucleotides long. RefSeq names its product glycerol-3-phosphate acyltransferase 9. Lineage: Eukaryota; Viridiplantae; Streptophyta; Magnoliopsida; Poales; Poaceae. Gene Ontology annotation, biological process: triglyceride biosynthetic process. The transcript has 13 exons. The coding region runs from base 146 to 1240 and encodes 364 amino acids. The record is from RefSeq and is a predicted model, not a curated record. Gene Ontology annotation, molecular function: glycerol-3-phosphate O-acyltransferase activity. Gene Ontology annotation, cellular component: endoplasmic reticulum.